AUGUCUUCCGCCGUUUGCAAAAUCAGCAUGGGCAAGGCAUCCGUCCAGAACACCGUCUCCCUCUGGACAACCCUCUCCCAAUGCUACAAUGAGAUUGCCCAGAGCUUCAACAUCCAAGACCCCGAAGGCAUCCUCACCACUUCAGACAGCAUCUCCAAGGUUGUCCAUGCGACCUUUGACCACGACGAGCACGGCCUGAUCGAGCAGAACUCGUCCUCCAUGGCCAACCACCUCGACGAUACCACCAAGGCUCACAUGCUCGCUCAAGCCAUCGCCGGCAUGGUUGCCUUCUUCCAGAAGCUCGCCUCGCACCAUCUUGGCCCCGUCACGCAGGUCAGUUUCGACCGUGAGGUUCACCACUUCGCCGAGUGCGAGCUGCGCUCCGCCAUGAUCCGCAAUAUCGAGGAGAGCCGCCUCUUCGGCCGCUGCUACACCAAGAGCCAGAUCGCCGACCUCAUCAUGAGCGUCGUCGAGGGCAAGGUGAACGACGCCGAGUUCACAUCCGAGGACGAAUACCAGAACGCCAUCGGUUGGGCGACAGAGCUGCCUGCGCGCAACAUGGGCUUGCCGUGGGGAUUCUCCAUCAUGGCUCUGAACUGA
Molecule: messenger RNA, 600 nt
Organism: Colletotrichum spaethianum
Lineage: Eukaryota; Fungi; Ascomycota; Sordariomycetes; Glomerellales; Glomerellaceae
Exons: 2
Coding region: 1-600 (199 amino acids)
Source: RefSeq, a predicted model, not a curated record